Messenger RNA from Theobroma umbraticum, 998 nucleotides. RefSeq names its product LOB domain-containing protein 31-like. The record is from RefSeq and is a predicted model, not a curated record. NCBI's taxonomy places the organism in Eukaryota, Viridiplantae, Streptophyta, Magnoliopsida, Malvales, Malvaceae. Gene Ontology annotation, cellular component: nucleus. Gene Ontology annotation, biological process: positive regulation of DNA-templated transcription; hormone-mediated signaling pathway.
GAGCUUUCAACAUGUUUCUUAUCUAAAACCAGGAAACAAACAGAACCCUCCUCUGUGUUUGCUCUCUAAAUGCCCACAAUUCCUCCUCUUUGUUCCUCUCUUCUCUUCUCUCUUUCCUCAGAUGUCGCAUAUUAACUAUAUACGCUUCUGGUUCUGAUCAAAAGCAGAGAUAAUCUCUGUAGAAAGAAGGAGAGAGAGAUAGAGAGAGAGAGAGCAUAGAGAAAACCAUCAGAGACAGAGAUAGAUAGGGAGAGAGAUGAGUGCAAACAACGGAGGUGGGCCUUGCGGUGCUUGCAAAUUCCUGCGGAGGAAGUGCGUGAAAGGGUGCAUUUUUGCACCAUAUUUUGACUCGGACCAAGGCACGGCUCACUUUGCUGCCGUGCACAAGGUUUUCGGUGCUAGUAAUGCUUCCAAGAUGCUGCUGCGGAUACCGGCUCACAAGCGCGUCGAUGCUGUAGUUACACUCUGUUACGAGGCUUUGGCUAGGGUUAGGGACCCUGUUUAUGGCUGUGUUGGCCACAUCUUUACCCUCCAACAGCAGGUAGUGAAUUUACAGGCGGAGUUAGCCUACAUUCAGGCCCGUCUUUCGACGUUGCAGCUACUGCCGCCAUCUCAAGCCCAAUGCCCUUCGCCAACGAGCCUUCAUUCCUCAUCAGAAGUAGGAUCUGACUUGGUGUCUUCUUCUAACAUGUCCAUGAGCAUUGAUCGGCCUCAACCACAACAGGCUUCUAUCGAAUUGACAAGUUUUCCGAAUCCUUUUGAUCAAGAACUGGAGAAUGAGGAACUUCAGGCUUUGGCCAGGGAGUUUGUCUCGAGAUAUCUCCCUGGCGUUCGAUUCCGGCCUUCGACUUCCAGUUAAAACUUCUGAUUGUUGUUAAACUUUGAAUAACCUUCGUCCUGGAUAACUACUAUUGAUUCUGGAAUCAAAUCAUGAAAUCGUAGGUUUUAUUUUUCUAUAAAAGAAUAUGAUUCCGUCCAACGUUAGUGAUAAUGGUUCA